Molecule: messenger RNA, 375 nt
Organism: Sabethes cyaneus
Lineage: Eukaryota; Metazoa; Arthropoda; Insecta; Diptera; Culicidae
Exons: 3
Coding region: 1-375 (124 amino acids)
Source: RefSeq, a predicted model, not a curated record
AUGGCUUCCUUUUCAGAGCUGCCAGCCCUGUUGUGCCCGGCCUGUGGAAGAGGAAAGAGCGAAAAACAAAACUGGAACGAUGAAGACGCCAAAGCCAACAAUGCUGAAGAUGACGAUGAUGACGGCGAUGAUGAUGAUGAUGAUGAUGACGGUGCUGCCGAUGACCGACUAGUGCCUCUAUUCGGGUGGCAGACCGGCAGUGCUGGCUCUCGAGCAGAGCAAGAUGCCAACCGAGCUGGCGCGAAAGACCCGUCCGAAUCCGUCGCGAUAGUAAUUAAGAGGCGCGGACCGAAAUCGAUUAACGCUGGAGAUUGUAAUCGGCCGCAGUUUUCUGGAGUUUUGCGCGAUCUGGAUCUUCGGAAUACCGAUCUGUAA